Messenger RNA from Ostrinia nubilalis (European corn borer), 3301 nucleotides. It is a transcript of the gene Mpp6, whose product is annotated as M-phase phosphoprotein 6. The record is from RefSeq and is a predicted model, not a curated record. The transcript has a single exon. Gene Ontology annotation, biological process: maturation of 5.8S rRNA. Bases 155 to 562 code for a protein of 135 amino acids. Lineage: Eukaryota; Metazoa; Arthropoda; Insecta; Lepidoptera; Crambidae.
GACAGCGAAAGAAAAACAUGUUUGUUGACUUCAUGUUCACGUGCUGAUUAUUUUUCAUUUUAAAAAUAAUAUCUACAUUAAUCAACUUACAAUCAUAAACAGCCAAAAAACCAACUCCAAAGUUUAUAUUUUUAAGGUUAACAUAAUAUUCAACAUGUCUUCAAAAAGACCACAAUUGCCAAAAUCAGUACUGGAAAUGAAAUUCAUGAGAAAAACUAAGGAAAGAAUAGAAAAGGAAUUAGAAAAUACACAAGGGCAUGACAGUUUAUACUCUAAUAUCAUAACAGAUGAAAUGCGACACGCUUCGGGUAAUUUCAUAACAGAGUCCAGUUUUAUAUUUUGUGAGGACUUGCUUGAAGGAAGGUUGUCAUACAAAGGCAUGAACCCAGAAAUAGAAAGGCUUAUGGAACAAGAUUUCAGAAACGCGAAUCCUGAUGGAGAUAUGAAAAAAGAUGUAUCAGAUGAAAUAUUAUUGAAGAAAAUGGAACAUUUCAAUAGAACCAAGAAACGGGCUUAUCAAACUCCCAAUAAACAUCAUGUAUCAAAAAAACGGAAAUUUUAAGAUGUUAUAGAUAUGUUAUUUUAUAUUUGGUCAAAGUUAUUUUGUUGUUUUAGGUAUUUGCAGUGUAAUUAUGACUAAAUCUUAGACUUUAGAAGCUUGCUUCUAUGUAAUUAUGUUUGUUAAAAGUGGUUAUCACUAGCACAAACUCAAUAAAACACUUAAAUAUUCAAUAAACUCUUUAUUAUUUAAAAUUUUCACAUAAUUUAAUUCUCCUUUUACUUAUUAUUUCAUUUAACAACAAUUUUGUGGUUUUAGCCUAAUUUAAGUACAUUUUCAUGGGUUUAUAGGUUAAUUUAACCAGCAACUGAAUGCAUAUUUCUAAAUUACAUAAUUAGUGUAUUAUUGUUUUUAAAAUUAAUCAAUAGAAAUCUUACAUAAUGUUAGAUUAAAUGUAAUGUUACAAUUUAAUGACUAUGUUCAAGUACCAAAUAUAUAUUUCUAGAAUUUAUUUAAUAAUCAUUGGGUUGUCCUUACAAAUAAGGCACUUCACUAACAUCAUAUAGUCCAGUCAAUAAAGCAUUAUAGAUGGAAAACUAUAGAACACAAUUUCUGACUUCAGGACUUUAUUUAGACUAGUUAGGAGGUGAACAUAGCAAAAGUCCCCGCCCUUAGCCCUUGAGCCGGCGGGGAGAGGGGGGUUUAAAGGUGCCACUUUUCGGUUUUUCGCUUAAUCCUAGGAAACUAUGCGUCCUAGUGACAUGACUACUUUGAACCAAAAAAAUCAUAUUCAAUUUACUACAGAUGAGAUAGACAAGUUUUUCUAUAAAUUGUAUAGUUUUCGCGGCAUCUGCUCUAGAAGGUCUGUAAUAUUGGAAAUUUUAUUUUUGUUUUACAUGUUCCCAUCAGGAGAAAAUCUACUAAAUCAACAUUGAGCAAUCAUUCUAGACAUGCGGGAGCAUGUUAAGCCUAGUUCCAGCGAGGGGACUACAACGUGCGUAUAUUUAGACGAAUCACUUUGAGCCACUUUUGAGUCCUCAUCACUCAAAAACUACUCUGCAUUAACACUUCAAAUUUGGCUCAUGUGUUGAGACUUACAAGAUAUACAUCAGUUUCAAAUUUUACAAAUAUGCCUCAAACGGUUCUUUAGAUAUUGACGUCCAAAAAUCUACAUGUCUGACCUAUAGACCAAAUUCUAACCACUUCCAGAUGACCUCGAAGGUUCAAAUUUGGCAUCCAGAAAGGUAGUUAUGUAAAUACAAAGGAACAAAUAAAAAACCAGUAAAUUUUAACAUUUCACAUGUGAUAGAUAGAUAGUAGUGCUCUAAAUAUCGAUUUUUGAACGUCAAUACCUAAAUAACCGUUUGAGGUAUAUUUAUGAAAUUUGAAGCUGAUGUACAUCUUGCAAGUCUCAAUACAUGAGCCAAAUUUGAAGUGUUAAUGCACAGUAGUUUUUGAAUGAUGAGGAGUCAAAAGUGGCUCUAAUUGGUUCGUCUAAAUAUACGCACGGUGCAGUCCCCUCCAUGGAACUAGGCUUAACAUGCUCCCGCAUGUCUAUAGUGUUUGCUCAAUGUUGAUUUAGUCGAUUUUCUCCUGAAAGGAACAUGUAAGACAACAAUAAAAUUUCCAAUUUUACAGACCUUCUAGAGCAGAUGCCGCAAAAACUAUGCAAGAUAUAGAAAAACUUGACUGUCUCACCUGUAGCAAAUUGAAUAAGCUUUUUUUGGUUCAUAGUAGUCAUGUCACUAGGACGCAUAGUUUCCGAGGAUUAAGCGAAAAACCGAAAAGUGGUACCUUUAAACCCCCCUCUCCCCGCCGGCUCAAGGGCUAAGGGCGGGGACUUUUGGUAUGUUCACCACCUAACUAGGCUAAAUAAAGUCCCGAGGUCAGAAAUUGUGUUCCACGGAUUUCUCUCUACACCGUCGUUAAGGCAUUCAUUGACUGGACUAAUAUUACUAUGAUUAAUCAUUGUCAUUUUAAUUUGUUCAAUGUAUCAAUCAAGUAGAUUAACAAAAUUGCAAACAUUAAUUGAAGAAUUUAUACUAAAAUGAAAAUGGGACUAUCUCAUGUUAGAUUUGUAACAACUCCUAAUUUAGAAAUAACUGUCAAACUUGGUUAUCUAUUCAACAUGGAUAAAUGCCUAUCUCUAGACGCAUAAUACAUUUCAAGGUAAUUUUGCUGAAUACAAUAACACCCAAAACAAUAACAAAGUUUACAGAUUUUAAUGAAACGAAAUCAUUAUUAACACAAUUAAUUAUCAUGACGUGUAAUUGGUAAACUAAAAUGAAAUUAAAAAAUGUUAUUCAAUUUAGGAUCUAAUAAUGUUUCUAAAGAUUUAUGUUUGUUUAAUACUAUUAUUGCCAACUCAGAAUUGCACCCAAAUUAAGUGAUAGCUAGUCAACUACAUAAAUUUAAUCCUUAAUAGAGUGAGAUAUCAUGUUAUUAGUUACAAGGAAUAUGGAAUUUUUACUUAUUUAGGGAAUUUUAUAAUAUCUCAUGCAAGCAACAGCUAGAUACUAAAACUUUUUGCAGUCCCUACGAUUGGUGAUUGUUAUAAAUGCCAUAAGAAAGUCACUUCUGCGAGUUUACUCCGCAACGCUAUACUCCCAUUCCCGCAGGCUUAUUACAGAUCUUAGCGAUCAGUUGCAAUAAAGCAAUGCAACUGGUACGCCAACCAAUGACAGCGCCGCGUUCAAUGAGGGCUAUCGUUUUAGCGCUCACCAGUUAGCGCCACUGUAGAGUAAGGUCCUGUCACUUGCUAGUAGCGAAGACAGUGGCGCCAACUUGUGAGCGCUAAAGUGG